Messenger RNA from Cinara cedri, 5998 nucleotides. NCBI's taxonomy places the organism in Eukaryota, Metazoa, Arthropoda, Insecta, Hemiptera, Aphididae. The record is from the annotation of a GenBank genome assembly.
AUGGAAGUUCAAACGAUCGAAAAGAAACCCAAUACCGGAAAACAAACGGUGACGGCGACCGAAGAGACGUCAUCGGUGGCUGAGCGUACCAAAGAGGUAAUUAUAAUUAAUAUUAUCAGCACGAAUUUUUGUGAAUCGGAGUAUUCUAGUACGUUAUGUAGGUAUAUUUCAUUGUAUUUCUAAUAGUCGAACGAUAAUUUGAAAUAGGUACGUGCACACGGUUUGAAAUCGCAAGGAUGAAAUAUAGGAGUCGUAGAGUUUUAAUAGUUUUAGUAAUAGUUUUUUUUUUAAUCUCAAAUACUUUAAGUAUAAUUAUACGUAAUAAAAAAUCAAACAACUGUAAUAAACAAGUAAACACUGAAAACGAACCGUAAUUAUAAACGUCUAUACAUAUAUGAAUACCCGUUAUUUAGUAGGCAAGAAUGCAAGAUAAUUAUAUUGCUACAAUAAAAUGUGAUAAGUUUUUAGAUUUCGAGUGUCUAAAAGAACUCACUUAGUUUCAUUAAAAUAUGUACAGUUUUCUUUUUUUCGGAAAAUGUCUUUUUCGGUUAGUAAAAAUGAUCCGAAUAUUUUCAUCAAAAGAUGCAGAUUUGUCACCUGAUAGUAUUUUAUUUGAAAAAUAUUUCAAAAUUCCUAAUACUUUUUUCAUGAAAUAGAUUUUUUAAUCUAUUUCUUGUCUGGUUUGGCAAAUACUCCGAUUAUUUUUAUAGGGUACUUCAAAAGAUGCGGAAUAUUUGCUCGGCAGUAGUUUAUUUGAACAAUUUAUCGAUAUUUUUAGUAGUUUACACCAUAAUUUUUUUUUUUUUUUUUUAUUAUUGUUGAUUCUGCAGCUGCCUUUCACAGUAAGGGACAAUACUACUAAUAUAUACUACUCCGUUCAGAAUCGUUUUUCGUUUGAAAUCAUUUAUCGUUGCAAAUAUACAGUACAACUGCAAUCAACUGAAUUAUCCUACCAUAUUCCAAUUACCCGCAUACAAUAUUGAGCAGUGUCAAUUUUUAUCGAAUUUUGAGAGUUAAUUUUUAUUUACGUUUUGUUCCUGUGUUACGCGAAAUACCGAUUGAAUACACAUCGUACGUCGACGUAAAUAUAUCUGCUUUCACUUUACUCCUAAAAUAGGAGGCGCGUAGAUUUAUUGUACAAUAAAAACUAAUUACUUGGAAAAAAAUACCCAUAAAAAUCGAAAAUUGUUUCAAACAAAUAACGAUUUAUUUACGUACAUUUAAAUAUUAUAUUACUAUUCAAAGUGCUCGUUAAUAUCAUAUUGUUUAUUUAAGACAAAUUAUAUUAUUAUUUGUACUGUGUAUAUGUAAGCAGGCGAAUGCCUGAAAAUUAACACAAACAUAUUUAUUUUUUUUUUUUUUAAUUGCAUACCAAUAUAUUUUUUCUUUAUCUAACGCGUAAACAUUAAGCAUAGUAAUUAUUUAAACCGAUUUACCGUCAAACAGUCCGAUCGAUGUUGUCGAGCGAUAGGAACUAUUCUGAAAACGGAUUUUAAAUUCAACGUGAGGAUACAGCGAGUUUGGCCACCUUUUUGGUAUUUCAGUGUUUCAAUUCCAAUAUAGAAAACGGAUUUGAACAUUUCAAAUCAAUUUAAAAAAAAAACAGACAUACUUCGCUAGAUGUGUGCAGCUACUGUUCUUGGUAAGAAUUUGGAACGGUAGGCAGAUAUAUAGGGGAAAUUAAUUUGUAUCUGUAAGCCUUGGUUUAUACAUAUUUUUUAACCAAUGCCUAUAUUUCGUAUAUUUUCUCAUUUUUUUUUUCGGUUUUCACAUUUUUUGAGAAAACUCCUGGAAAAAUCGACUUUUUCAAAGUAUUUUCCCAAUCAGAUUUCCUUUUAGAAAAAUUGCUAUUAUUGUAAAUCGGAGUAAAAUUGCUGGUAAAAAAGUUUUGCACAGGAAAAAAACAAUAAAAUAAACAUCUUUGUAAAACCAAUACAUUCUUCGCUACACUAAAAAUUUAAAAGUGGCCUGGCCGAAUUCACGCCAGAAUUCAAAUCUAUUAUUUUUCAGAAUUGCUAUAUGGCUUCACUGCGGACCGAUCGAAAGGAAAUUUAUCUAAAUCUUUAUGCUGCGGCUUUUGUGUGUUAGAUAAAGAAAAUCAAACUGCCAAUACCCCGUUAUAAAAACUUAAUCGUCCUAAUACGCUUAUAAAUAAUCUCUCCUCCGCUAAUUUCCCUGACAACCCUUGUCACUGUCUAAACAGAUUAUGGCGUAGAGACCUUCUUCAUUUACAACCAUUACAUUGCUCAAUCAACCAGCAAUUUUCUAAUUCAAAGUCAGUAGGAGUGCCUCGAACGGGUGUCACCCGUUCCCAUGUUAAUGUUAUUGAAAUAUGUAUUUUUAAUCGUUUUGUUUCUAUAACACAGCAUUUGUGCAUUGUAUUUUGUACAUUUGUACGUGCAGAUAAUAUAUUUUCUUUGAAAGUUUAAAAAAAAAAAACUGAAAGAAAGAGAUAAAAAACGUAUCCGGUAUCCAAUCCCGUUAUUACAUACGGCCUAAUAGCUUUUUAGGACAUUUUUGGACGAUAAUAACAGUCGUAGUCAAAAACAACAUAGAGCAUUCACAAUGCUAAUAAACCGUUAACUUAUUAGAAAGUAUCAAUGCGUACGUGUUUCGAUAGCAAUGUUAUCGUUUAUCUGUGUGAUAUACGAAACACCGACCGAUCUGGGGAAUUUUAUUGGCAUUAGUCGUUGUUUAUUUAUGAGUUAACGGGUUUUUGUGGAUUUCGGGUAUUUUUGUAUAGUUAUACCGCUACUGAAAGUAAUUGUAUGUGGGUUAGGCGUACAAUUGUCGAAUUAACGAAGUUUUGACGCGUUAUAAUCGUUAAAAAAAAGUAUAAAUCACUGCGUCUGUGUUAUUUGCCUGUAUUAUUAUGUGUAUUUUAAUCUCGGUUUUAUAAUUUUUCGAGUAUAUAUGCGACCCGCUAUCCACACAUUCGCAACGGGGCCGAGUUGUGAGAGUGGGAUAGCAGCGGGGGGGAAAAAAAAAGAAAAAAAAAAAAAAGGAACCGGCCCAUAUAUAAACCUUUAUAUAUAGCUUCGGGCUGCCACAUAUUUUCGAAACGGACAUUUUUUUAUUUCUACUUUCGACGUCGCGAUAAAAAAAAAAAAAAAAAUCCAUCUCUGAGAGAAAACGUUAACGGAAAAAAAAAAAAAAAAUAAAAAUAAAAUAAAUAUGCCCCAGGUGGUGUUUUUAGUUAACACGGUACCUACCCAACAUAAUAAUAUAGAAGAGCCGAUUAAAACGCGCGCACGUCGUCGGGCCCCGAACUAAACCCAAAUAUUAUGUAUAUAAGGGAAAAUAAGCGCUCUCUAAAACUGUACCUCGGUAAUCCUAUAUAAUAUAAACCGGCGGUAUACAUAUAUAUAUAUAUAUAUAUAUAUACAGUAGAUUAAAUUAAUUUAUAUAUUAUAUAUAUAUAUAUAUAUUUUUUUUUUAUUACCGAUUUAAUUAGGUAUAAUAUAAUCCGCGUGGCGCGGAUAAUAUGUUUCCCGAAAAUGCAUUUAUAAGGUACUUUCCGCGCAGGGCGCAUAGUUAGUAGAAAGUUUCACGUAAAACUAGACGUCUGCGGCGAGUAUAUUACAAUAUGCGUAUAAGACGCGCCGGUUUUUUUUUUUUUUUCUUGCCGUUUUCCUUUUUCGAAACUCACCGGAUGGCGUCUUUACAACCAGUUCGUAUAUUGUUAUACGGCGGCGUAGGUACUCUGUUUGCGUUUAUUCUUAAAAAUAGAUAUUAAUUGAUAGACAGACGUCGUUGCUGUUGUUGAUUAACUAUGUUACUUCUUAUAUAUUUCUAGAAAAAAAAAAAAAUAAAAAUAAGCCGUAAGAAAAAGUGCUACACUUGAAAAUUGGAGCGAAAUUUCUGGUAGAAAAGUUCUUCAUUGAAAAAAAAAAAAUAAAAAUAUCAUUGUAAAUACGAUACAUCAUACGCUCCAUUCAAUAUCGAAAUCCAAUUUACAUUAUUUUCCUCUUUUCUAACGAGGUGUGAAUGUUAUCCCUGUAAAAUGUAAAACAUGUGUUGCAUAAAAGAAAAAAAAAAUAUAGGUCGACCGUUAUCAAUGUAAAAAUUAAAAUGUAUUGAAAUGUUUGUUAAGAUCUGUUGAGAAUAUAAUAACUCGGAAAAAACCACGAACACGACCCGCAGGUAAUUCGGAUGAAAACUAAACGAGUUUGAGAUCUGUCGUAAUUAUACAAUUGGAACAUCCGUCCGUAAAUAUUAAAAAUAUAGGUGAAAUGCGGAAAAUGUAUUAGUUACGAGAAGUUAAAGAAUAUAACUCGAUAUUUUGUUUCUGUCCAAAACGCCUUAACGCGUUUUCUGUACACCGUAUAAUGCAAGUCACAUUGUGUUCAUUCCAAGUUUUAAACCGUCGAAAAAGCUUUUCAACGGUUUUGACGUAUUGAUAAAUGCCAUUUUGCUUUCAUGAUAUUUUCCAAAUAAAUAAUAGGAAGUUUCCACUGCGCUACACUAAAUAUAUACGUAUACAGUAUACAGUCGGCGCACGUGGGAAUUAAGAAGUAAUUUUUUUUUUUUUCCCGUCGAAAUAAUAAAAGCGCAGUCGUUUGAAGUAUGAUCCGUCCAAUUUAUAUUCGUUACACACAGCAUAUUACGCCCGUUAACCGAAAUAGCGAUUAUACCUACGCGUAUUUUUGUAAUAUUAAUAAUAUGUUAUUAUGUGGACAAGCGCAGCAUAAAAGCGAUUUUAAAUUUUUAAUGUAAAAUAAAUCGAUUUCCUUACCUGCGAUACGUAAUUCGUUGCGUGCAUAACAUUAUAUUGCUUACCGUUGUGUGUGCAUAUUACGUUCACGAGCCCAACUUGUAUUAUUUCAAUUAGACCGGGUCGACCCGUUUAAAACAUCCCCGUUCGAAAAUUAAUAAUUUUCCAGAUAGAUUUCAAUAUUUCAAUAUUCUUGAGAACAAUGAUAAUAAUAUUAAAAUAGAAAAAAAAAAACAAAAAAAAAAAACGAUCAGCUAAUUGGAUGAAUCAGAUUGUGUACGCAUAAACAAUUAUAUCAUCGCCGCAUUGCAAUGAUGCAGUUUUACGAAAUGUUUUAUCGAUUUCGUGCAAAUGCGCAUAUUGUGUUAUUCGCGGAGUACAAUAUGCCGUUAACGAAUCUGCAAUUCUGAUGUUUUGGUCACUCCACCUACGCAUGCGAAUUCGUUAAAAACAAAGCUGUUCUCGUUUAUCAUCGUUAUACGGUUUCACAACUCUGCAAGUGUUUUUGCCGCCACUGUCACUGUCCUCCAAUAAUCAGGGGGGGGGAUCCACCAUGGAUAUUUUCCACUCAUUCGGUACCAGUCACUGCAUUUUUUGUCUCUUCGCACGAGUUGUUACGAAUGGUCGGUCACCCGCGUCAUUUUUUCUAUUUUCGCGUUUUUCCUUUUACGCGCCAACAUUUAAACUCCAAAUCGAAAACUGUUUCACACACAAGUAUUGUUAGUUUCAUUUAUACUAUACGCGCUGUUAACGGUCUAGGUUAACGUUUUACCGAGUCAGUGCACUAUAACUAUUUACUAAAUAGACGUAAUUCUGUUUUUCUAGAAAAUAACAUUGGUUUAAAGUAUUUAACCAGUGCAAAUUAUAUGGUCUUUCCAUUUUAUUGAUACGAUAGACUGUUUUGAUGUUCCGGCUGUUUGUCCCGGUAAUCGUCACCUCUCUAGGUAUUGGUAUAGGCGUUCCCUUAACUUUCGUUCUUUCCUCGUAUAUUGUUUUCGUUUCCCAUUUACCUAUCCAUUAUGUAUUUAUUAAUUUUUUUGUGAUUUGCAGGUGACCAAAGACACAGCCAACUCGCAUCUGGAACAGAAGGCCAAAAGUGUGCAGUCAGAAGAGUCGCUCAAGUCGGUGUCGGAAACGGUGGAAAAGUUGCCGAACGGCGGCAUCAAAAAGAAAACCGUCAUGUCUUCGUCGCAACAAUUCUCGUCCGAAGAAUCGUUCGAGGAGAGUUGGUCAUCCACCGGGCCCGUUAUCACCACUACGGUCAACAAACAGAUUGAACAAUAA